AAAUUAUUGCCCAUAAAAUGACAAUUUUUCUCACCGUUCUAAUGAUUUUACUAUUCCUUUGGUUGUAAAUGUACAAAUAUUGAAAGUAAAAUUUUCAAACUUUGCGCGCCGAGAAACAGGGCUGCACAACUUCGGCUAAGGAGCAACUAGGUGGCAACGCCGUCCUCUAUUUUAAAUGCAAAUAAAAUCAUUUGUGCUUUAUCAAUACAUUGAAUAUUCAUUGACAUAACUUAAAUUAAAAUAAAUAUAUACGUUUUAAAUUGUCAUCGCUGGUGGGCCAUCUCUGUUCACACGAGGUGCCGAACAAAACGUAAAAAUUUCUGAUAGUUUAUUUAAUAAAACAGACGGAAAUGACGGAAGCUGAAGAAAUUAACGGCAAGGAAGAGGUGGAGGAGGACGAGCAGGAUCAAAAACAAAAGAAAUCCGAUGUGAAACGGCAUGACGACGGCGCCGCAGAUUUGGAACGUGUUACGGAUUAUGCCGAGGAAAAAGAGAUCUCCGCGGCCAAUAUCUCCAGCGCCGUUGAACAGUUUGGCAACCAGCGAAACAAGGAGAACGAACUGCGAGUAGCCAAGGAAAAGGAGCUCCAAAAGGUGCAAGUCAAAAAGGAGGACAUUGAACUGAUUAUGAACGAGCUGCUGGUUAGCAAGGCGCAGGCCGAGAAAGUGCUCCGCGAGCAGAGCGGCGACGUGGUGGCCGCCUUGGAAGCCAUCAUCAGCAACUGAGGUGCUUGGAGGACCUGGACUCACCGCCGUCUGUUUCUUUUAUGUAGCGCAACACUGCUUUAUUUGUACAUUUAUAAACUCUAGCGAAGAAAAACCAACCAACUUUUAAGCCCACAACAGAAACAA
Messenger RNA from Drosophila biarmipes, 851 nucleotides. RefSeq names its product huntingtin-interacting protein K. Lineage: Eukaryota; Metazoa; Arthropoda; Insecta; Diptera; Drosophilidae. The transcript is spliced from 5 exons. The coding region runs from base 351 to 725 and encodes 124 amino acids. The record is from RefSeq and is a predicted model, not a curated record. Gene Ontology annotation, biological process: negative regulation of apoptotic process; protein stabilization.